AUGCUUGAUUGUAAGUCUUGCAACACUCCAUCUACCACUGAUAAGAGGCUCUCUAUCUUGGAUGGAACUUUACUUGCAGAUCCCUUGCAGUAUAGAAGCUUAGAGGGUGCAUUGCAGUAUCUCACUUUAACCAGACCUGACAUCAACUUUGCAGUAAACUAUGUAUGUCAGUUUGUGCAUGCCCCAACAGAUUCUCAUCUUCUGCUAGUCAAGCGCAUACUCAGAUACUUGAAGGGAACUAUAGAUGCUGGCAUUACUCUAUCUGCGGGUGACAUUACAUCAAUCAGUGGAUACUCAAAUUCUGACUGGGCUAGAUGUCCUGAUACUAGACUUUCUACAUCUGGAUUCUGUGUCUUCUUGGGAAGUUCCUUAAUCUGCUGA
Messenger RNA from Papaver somniferum (opium poppy), 381 nucleotides. RefSeq lists its product as uncharacterized. The transcript has a single exon. Lineage: Eukaryota; Viridiplantae; Streptophyta; Magnoliopsida; Ranunculales; Papaveraceae. The record is from RefSeq and is a predicted model, not a curated record. Bases 1 to 381 code for a protein of 126 amino acids.